CCCUCUCAUACUCUCAUUUAAUAGGCUUCCGCAUUUUCGAAUGCUCUGCCUCCCAACACACGAGAAGUUUGUUUUUCUUCAUUACUUUUAUCUGGUUUCGACUUCAGAUCGUCUAUUCUUUUUCAGUCGUUGUAUUGCCGGCGGCUUUCCGGUCAACUGAACGGAUAUUUUGGAGGAAGUUGAAGAGUAUGCGAGACCUUUCUUUUAAGAAGAGUAUGCGAGAGGUUAGAUGAAUUACACAGGAAAAAUUAACAGGUCGGAAGAGUGUGCUUUGACAAAAUUUUGUUUCGCUUCUUCAAAUGCUCGUGAUUUAGCCAACUGUGUAGAAGUGAAGUUAUAAAUUUCAGAGUUGGAGAGAUCCAGUACUCCGGGUGAAGUUAUAAGAAUACAGAAGUCAAGUGAAGAUGCCGCAAGAAGCGAACUCUGAUUCGACUUUCACCACUCCUUCUAAGAGCCUAAGAGGAGGACUGAAGGGAUUGAACUGUCAAGAAGGUUUGUUUGCUGAGGAGGUCAUCAAUGACGACGAGUUGGCCCAAAGAAAGGCGGAAGAGGCUGCUUCAAGAAGGUAUCAGGCGGCAGAAUGGCUACGACAGAUGGAUCAAGGUGCGUCCGGAGUUCUACCAAAGGAACCCACCGAAGAGGAGUUCUGUCUGGCCCUGCGCAACGGCCUCAUUCUAUGCAAUGUCCUCAACAAGGUCAAUCCAGGCGCCGUGUCCAAGGUGGUAGAAAACCCAAUUGUUACAGUUCAAUCGACGGAAGGCGCUGCCCAGUCGGCGAUUCAAUACUUCGAAAACAUGAGAAAUUUCCUAGUAGCCGUUGGAGAUAUGAAGCUCUUGACGUUCGAAGCCUCCGAUUUGGAAAAGGGAGGCUCAUCUGUUAAAGUUGUUGACUGCAUUCUCUGUCUGAAAGGAUACCAUGAGUGGAAGCAAGCAGGUGGCAUUGGGGUUUGGAGGUAUGGUGGGACUGUGAAGAUAACAUCUUUACCCAAGGGGUCACCAUCCUCCUUAAUUGCCAGUGAAAAUGCUGAUGAGCCAUUGGAUGAUCCUGAUUUGUUUCACAAUAAAAAGCUGGAAGAAUUUCUCCUUUUUUCUACAAAGAUGUCACAUGAAGAAUCUAACACGACAAAAGCUCUGACUUACCUAUUUGAUCACUUUGGCCUUGGGUUACUACGGGCUUUUCUUAUGGAGUGGAAUGGGAUUGAGGAUUUUUCCUUAAAUGCAAUGCUAAUUGAUGCUGUGAUUGGCAAGGUAGUUAAGGAUUUCAGAGGGCUCAUUGUUUCACAUGGAAAUCAGCUAAUGUUGCUUUUGAAAGAAAUCUUGAAAGGUAAUGCUGGUUCUGCAACAAAUGCAGACUUCCUAGAUGCCAUUUCACAAUAUCUUGCCCAAAGAACACAUGGAAUAUCAAGUGCCUCAAAGUUCUGCAUUUGUGGUGGAAAGCCUCGUGAAGUCAGUCUUGGUGAUAAUCAUAAUUCCAGUCAUGCCAAAAGACUUGAUCUUCAACAGAAACAACUUGAGGAGCUAAAAUUAAUCUCUCAAGAGACAAAAGCUGAGGUUGAAGAAGUUAAUUUGAACUGGGAGGAUGAGCUCAAAAGGCUUGAGCAUCAUAUUAAAAGCCUUGAAGUGACUUCUUCUUCCUACCACAAAGUUUUGGAGGAAAACCGUCUACUCUACAAUCAAGUACAAGAUCUAAAAGGAACCAUCAGGGUUUACUGUAGAGUGAGACCCUUCUUACCUGGACAAUCUGAUGGGCAAUCCACUGUGGAUUACAUUGAUGAAAAUGGGAAUAUCAUGAUCAUAAAUCCUUUUAAGCAGGGAAAAGAUGCAAGGAGGAUAUUCUCAUUUAAUAAAGUAUUUGGGGCAAAUGCCACACAACAGCAAGUUUUUGUUGAUACCCAACCACUGAUCAGAUCUAUUCUAGAUGGUUACAAUGUUUGUAUCUUUGCAUAUGGACAGACAGGCUCAGGGAAGACAUACACAAUGAGUGGACCAGAUCUGACAACACAAGAGACGUGGGGCGUAAAUUAUCGAGCUCUAAAUGAUCUAUUCCGAAUAUCAAAAUCGAGAAUGGAUAUUAUAGAGUAUGUAGUUGGUGUUCAAAUGAUUGAAAUAUAUAAUGAACAAGUGAGGGAUCUAUUGGUCAUUGAUGGCUCUAACAGAAGGCUAGAAAUACGGAACAAUUCUCAAUUGAAUGGACUUAAUGUACCUGAUGCAAGUUUAAUUCAAGUUAGAUGUACCCAAGAUGUUCUAGACUUGAUGAGAAUUGGCCAAAGGAAUCGUGCUGUUGGUGCUACUGCACUUAAUGAACGAAGCAGCCGUUCCCAUAGUGUGUUAACAGUUCAUGUCCAAGGAAAAGAAUUGGCCUCUGGAUCCAUCCUUCGUGGUUGCCUUCAUCUAGUUGAUCUGGCUGGAAGUGAGCGGGUGGACAAAUCUGAAGCUGUUGGAGAGAGAUUGAAGGAAGCCCAACACAUAAACAAGUCACUCUCUGCACUUGGAGAUGUUAUCUCUGCCCUUGCACAAAAAAGUACACAUAUCCCCUACAGAAAUAGCAAACUUACCCAAGUAUUGCAAGAUUCUUUAGGUGGUCAAGCCAAAACCUUGAUGUUUGUACAUAUCAAUCCUGAAGUUAAUGCCAUUGGGGAGACAAUAAGCACACUAAAGUUUGCUGAGAGGGUGGCAUCAAUAGAGCUAGGGGCUGCUCGCUCUAAUAAAGAAACUGGUGAAAUCAGAGAACUUAAAGAAGAGAUCUCAAAUCUUAAAUUGGCAUUGGAGAGGAAAGAAGCUGAGCUACAAAAACAGAAACUUGGGAAUAGUCGAAUUGGUAUGGAGUCCCAAAAAGUGAUAACAGUCUCACCGUUAAGCGUGUCGAGAUAUGGAACCAGUGUCAGUGUGAAACCAGAAAGUAGUCAGUUGUCCACUGAUGACAGUAGAAGCAUUGAGGCCAGAAGCUGUUCUUCGGGUAAGCAGAGGCGGUCUCAUUUUUCCUCUCGGUUCACAGAUAAGGAUCAAAUCCCAAAGAUGCAUUUUAUUGAAGAGAACUUCAUCAACUCUGUAAAACAAAGGUCACCUUCCCCUCCUGUGAGGAGAUCAAUAUCUACUGAUAGAGGGGCCUUAGCUAGAAGCAGGCUCAAGCUAGACUCUUGUGACAACUCGCCCAUGGUGAAACCACAUCUUCCAGCCAGAGUUGCUCUCAAUAAAUCUGUGGCAACAAUACCAGGGCUCCAGGCAAAUGAUAACUUAAAAGGGUGCCGUGGUCCACUGGAGCUAGAGAAGCAAGACAAUGUGUCUGAUGUGUUCUACAGUCUCCAAAAUUUGAACUCAAGGAAAGUUCAUCCUGAACAUGAAGAAGAGCAGUUUAAGCAAGCACUAAAUAUCAGGAAAGGAGGCAUUAGGAAAAACAAGAUGGAGAGUAAGUCUAAGAUCAAACAUCAGCUGCCCACAUUGCUUUUGGAUGCUGAAGUAAAGAUGGAGGAGACUCGAAAGAAUGAUUUUUCUGAGACAGAAAAUGAGAAUGCGCUUAUUGGAUCACCAAUAUAUGGUAGUUUGAGGAUGAAAAAGCAUAGACAGAACUUUGCAAGGAGCUCUCAAAAUCUUGAACCAAGAGGAUCAGUGCAGGCAGUUGACCAACCGUUGAUAGGGAAGAAUGAAUACAAGCUUCCUUGUUCAAUCCGCUGUGGGAAGGAUGGAAUCAACAUUUCCAUGCUUGACUCUAGGAGAAUCCGAUCUUCAUCCCAUGGGAAGUCCAUGAUUUGACCUUAAAAUUCCUCAGUAUAUACUAUCAUAGUCAUUUUGUCCAAAAUUGUUGGUUUCUUUUGUACAGUGACAGGGCCCAGAGUUAAGUUAUUCUUUCAAUUACAGGAUGUUGAACCUGUUGAAGGUGAUAAAGGUUUAUUUUUUAUUAGCUGGAGUUGUGUAUGUCUCUUUUCCAGUUCAGUAUAAUUCUGACAUCAACUAUGCAUCGUAGAGCACAUAUCCAUAGACUGAUACUGGCCAUAGUGCUAUGGUGCUUGAGUUCUCUGUGUUUGUAGUUUGUACUGGUAUAAUACUAGUCCACAAUAUUUUAAUGGAGUUGUGUGACAGGAAUCCCUUUCUUGUUCUUCAAAUGGGAUUUAUAAUGGUUUAUCACUUUGUC
Messenger RNA from Nelumbo nucifera (sacred lotus), 4128 nucleotides. NCBI's taxonomy places the organism in Eukaryota, Viridiplantae, Streptophyta, Magnoliopsida, Proteales, Nelumbonaceae. The record is from RefSeq and is a predicted model, not a curated record.